Messenger RNA from Astyanax mexicanus (Mexican tetra), 4586 nucleotides. It is a transcript of the gene txlna, whose product is annotated as taxilin alpha. Gene Ontology annotation, molecular function: syntaxin binding. Lineage: Eukaryota; Metazoa; Chordata; Actinopteri; Characiformes; Acestrorhamphidae. The coding region runs from base 168 to 1769 and encodes 533 amino acids. The transcript is spliced from 11 exons. The record is from RefSeq and is a predicted model, not a curated record.
GUACUCGCGCUGUGCCGGUGUCUGUGUCGGAAGCGGUGUUUCUACCUCGCCAAUCCGCUUUCACUCUUUCUCUCUGUUUCCUGUGUCCGCUGGCAGAGCAAACACACUUUCUUUUUCUGCGGAGAGAAGAGGAUUUUACCCGAGCUGUUCGAGACCCAGAUUGAAAAAUGAAGAGACAAGACACAGAGGAUCAAGUUGUGGAAAGCAGUGGAGGGUCUCCUGGCAGCGCUGAUGGCACAGGAGAGAGUACAGUUAGUCCUGAAGGAACCGACAGUCCAAAAGAGCCCAGCACUCAGACUGACAGCUCUCCAACUAUUAGCUCCAGAACUGAUGAAGGCCUGGCUGAAGCUGGAGCAAUUCCUACUUCCUGUGACGUGGCUGAGGAGCUGAGCAGAAAGCUGGAGGAUAUCCUUAGCACAUAUUGUCAGGAAGAUGGUGGUGAGGACCCAGCUGUGCCUAAUGGCCAACCUGAUGGCGUGGAGGUCAAUGGGCUGACUGAACGAGAAGAUGGCAAGUCAGAAGAUACCAAACUGAACGGCGGUGGCAACACAGAGAAGGAUCAGAAGAAGCUGCAGGAGAAAAAGAAGGUUAAAGGACUGGGUAAGGAGAUAACACUGCUUAUGCAGACUCUGAACACACUGAGCACUCCAGAUGAAAAACUUGCUGGUCUGUGCAAGAAGUAUGCUGAGCUGCUAGAAGAGCACCGCAACUCCCAGAAGCAGAUGAGGGCUUUACAGAAGAAACAGACCCAGCUGAUUCAGGAGAAGGACCACCUGAGGAAUGAGCACAGCAAGGCCAUUUUGGCUCGCAGUAAGCUGGAGAGCCUGUGCCGCGAACUGCAGAGGCAUAAUCGCACACUAAAGGAGGAUGGGGUGCAGCGUGCUCGGCAAGAGGAAGAGAAGAGGAAAGAGGUCACCUCCCACUUUCAGAUCACACUAAAUGACAUCCAGGCACAGAUGGAGCAGCACAAUGAACGCAAUGCCAAUUUGCGGCAGGAGAAUAUGGAGCUGGCUGAGAAGCUGAAGAAACUCAUUGAGCAGUAUGAGCUGAGGGAGGAGCACAUAGACAAGGUCUUCAAGCACAAAGAUCUACAACAGCAACUGGUAGAUGCCAAGCUCCACCAGGCUCAGGCUCUGCUCAAGGACUCGGAGGACCGCCACCAGAAAGAAAAGGAGUUUCUGCUGAAAGAGGCUGUAGAGUCACAGAGAAUGUAUGAACUCAUGAAGCAGCAAGAAGUUCACCUCAAACAACAGUUAUCGUUAUACACAGAGAAGUUUGAGGAGUUUCAGAACACGCUGUCCAAAAGCAAUGAGGUGUUCACAACAUUCAAGCAAGAGAUGGAGAAGAUGACAAAGAAGAUAAAGAAGCUGGAGAAGGAGACCACAAUGUACAGGUCACGAUGGGAGAGCAGUAACAAAGCACUGUUAGAGAUGGCUGAGGAGAAAACACUUCGAGAUAAGGAAUUAGAGAGCUUGCAAGUGAAGGUGCAGAGGCUGGAGAAGCUUUGCCGUGCCCUUCAGAUUGAACGCAACGAACUGAGUAAGAAAGUUCAAGGCCUCAGCAAACCAGAAGAUGAUCAAGGCCUAGAUUCAGGAGUAGCAACAGAAGCUGACUCACAACAGCCAGGCAUGGACUCAGAAGAGGGAAGCCCCGCCCACCGGAACAGCCCUGAACCAGAGACUCCACCUACCACCUGUACUCAGGCAUGUCAUUGUGGUUCAGAGGUAGAGGCCGAGGCACAGAGAGAGGUGUUCUCAACCCAGGAUUGAGGUGUUCUGUUUAGGCUAAACACUCCUCACAAUCUCCCCACCUCUGCCAGUGCCCACCAGCUAUCAGUCUCUGAGGUUGGUCCUGUGUGUCUGCCUUUGCGGCAUUGUUGUUGUCCAUUCUGUCAGGGAAGAUUGUGCCUUCAAGAUGGCUCUUAUGCUGCAUUUUUACUUUGUAUUUUCUCCUUUUGGCUUUCUUUGUUACUCUUUCAUCACUCUGAAAAUUCCUCUCUGUGGAAAUCUCUCACUCUAACACGCUAAAAAGGGGCAUGGAACAUUGCUUCAGCUGCUGCUUAAACUUGAUGGAGUAUUAUUGUCCACCUCUCACUUAAAUUUACAAACGUUAGCCUCGAUCUUCUUUUUUUGGCUGACAAACCUUUAAGAAUCUAGAUGGAUGGCAGGAUGUGCUGCUUGAGAGCAUCGCCUUAUUUUCUUACAAACCGAACAGCCGUCAUUGUGUGGCAGUAGCUGUACCUGUUGUUGUUCUUAAAUCUGUGUUUAGUAUCAGAAUGUGUCCAUACAAUCGCUCCCAGCUUUUUCAUUCUUUUCCUCAUUUAUUUGUUUUGUUUACCUAUUUAUUUUCCAGUUCGAUUUCACAAUUUAAGGGCCUAAAUACACUAGUGUAAUUUCUCCAUGCCAUGAUUUAAUGUUGGCAGAGAUGCAGGUUGAUGUUGGAAUAUUAUAAGUGUUGGCAAAUAAUUGCUUAUAAUGAAAAAAAAAACAGAUCAGCAUCAAAUUGAUGUAUUUGGUAGUGUGUUUAUUGAACUUCAGAAAAGUAGAAUGUUUAGAUGACCGAGAACUACAGCACUAAAGUGUCUAACAUAUAUUUACUAUUUUAUUAUUUUUACUAUGUUUGUAACUAGGGGUGGGUGAUAUAGAAAAAAGAUUAUGGUAUUUAAAGACAUUUUCACAAAAUAGUUUUGAUAUGCAGACAAAAUGCAUUACAAAUUGACAAAUUCUUAAAAGCUGACUCAAAUACUCUCAUAUAGUGGUGCACAGGGAUUCAUAGUUAAAAUGUGAUUCACUCCGUCCAAUUAAAAGAGUAAAAAAAAAAAGUCAGUGACCACAUUGUGUCACAAUAUUAUAAAAUAUUGUCUUAUUGCCCAUCCCUAUUUGUAAUUCUACAGAAAUAAAUAUUAUAUUUUUCUCUAAUACUACUCCAGAUGGUUUCAGCAUUUUAUAAAUUCUGUAUCAGCAGAACCGAGAUGACCCUUAUUCCUCAAUCACUAGAGUUUGAUAGUAAACGCUUACAAAUAAAGGUGCUACAGAAGGUUCUUUAAGUGAUUGGCAUGGAAGAAUUACUUCUGGUUCUAUAAAGAACAUUUUUUGUAAAAAAAAUACUUUUUCGUUAUGUGAAGGUUUUUUAGAGACCUUUAAGGUUUUCUUCUUCACUUACUGUCAUCUCCGACAUCUCUGUCAUAAAAAUGCUUCUUUAUGGAAACAUAAGUGGUUCUAUUAUGUAGUAAUGCACCAAAUAAGCAAAAAGACAGAAUUACUUACAGAAUAGUGUAUAACAAAAUUGAAGCAGUGGCAGCAGUCUCUAAUUAGGUCAGACACUGAAAAGGUUGGUGGGAAAGAAUAUUUAUCAGCAUUUUCUGAUGUUUGUAGCAGAAUAAAGCAAGUUACUGAUUGUCUUGUUAGAGUAAAUUGUUUGUUUUCAUCAUUAUCUACUUCAUUAUCAUUCUCCAUCAUUAUCGAACUCAGAACAUUAGUGUAUCAAGGCCCUCAGUUUGAUGAUACUGAGAAAAACAAGAUUUAUUUGUCUGUUAUUUCAAAAAGAGUUUGCUCAAAGUUCGAAAUUAUGUAGACCUAUUUUUUCAUCUACCUUAAAUACAGUUGUAAAAUGUUUAAUUCUGCUAAGUGUUUGCAGCUCAUUCCAAAACCCUUUUCACUGCUUUUGCAGAACGUGUUUGUGUUUUAACACUGUAACACUACACUCAGAAUUCUUUUUGAAUGGGUCAGUUUCAUCAGCAGGUCAUUUGGCCAGUUUUACAGACAAUUCUCCAAAAUCAUUCUGAGAGACCCAAAGGAAAGCAUGCAUCAUUCGAACGAGGUUCUGACCACUACAAAAGGGUGUAGUGCAUUAAACUACACAUCAAUACACAGUCUAUCAUUUUAAUCCAGUGUUUUCUCUCAUAGUAAACCACUAGUUUGAAAUUUUGUUGUUGCUAAUGUACAGUAUGUCUCUUAACAUGAUUGAAUACAGAUUAAAAUCAACUUGCAUUAAACUUACAAAAAAUACUUACAUUAUAGAGAUAUUUAACUGCAUCCCAUAUCCAAUUUUCUGUGUGAUCAGGUUCAAUAAAGAGAUUCUAAAAUGUUAAACUCUAUGCAAUUUUAGUGCCGUUCAUGUGAUCUUUAUUUAGCUCCUAAACAAAGAUCUGAUAUGCUAGGAUUUGAAUGUACAUUAUUAUAAUCUCAUCAUGGCUUCACAGUAACUGCUGUUGUCAUUUCUGGUUCUAAUACAUUUUUACUUUAAGGCACUGCAUUUUUCUAUCUGUUUUAUACUUGGACACAUGAACAUUAGGGUUUCAUUUAUCUUUACAUCAUUCCCUCUGAAUCCACAUGACAUCUUCCCUGUGUUGAAUAACAGUCAGAUGUCAAUAUGGAUCCAGAACAACUGUUCUUCUCCACAUUCCAUCACUUGCACAAUAACAGCACGCUGGCUUUUAUGGGUUCCUCUCAUUUGUUGUUCAGUAAUGCUGGACCCAUCCACAGUUGAAAGGUACCAAAGAUCUUUGUUAGUUUGUUUUUGUUUGAUUUCCUCUUUUUUGCACACCCUGUAAACAUUAUUUGCAAAUUAAACUACACAGAAAAUAA